GGGCGGGAGCGAGGCGGCCGGCGAGCCUCCGCGCAGGGGGGCAGUCUAUCUCUCUCCCCGCCCUUAACAAAAAGGUCCCUCCGAGCAGCCGGGUCUCCCUCCCUGCCUCAUCCUCACGACAGCCCUGCGAGGCAGGGCGCGGCCCAAGGUCACCCGCAGGUGAAGACCAUGGAAGUCAGUGGCCAACUGUGCAUCCGCCGCUGGUCAACAAGACACGUGGCCAAAUGGCUGAAGGACGAAGGUUUUUACGAAUAUGUGGACACUUUGUGUGAUAAACACAGGCUGGAUGGGAUGACGCUACUGACCCUGACUGAAUAUGACUUGCGGUCUCCCCCCCUAGAAAUCAAAAUCCUGGGUGACAUCAAGAGACUCAUGUUGUCGAUACGCAAAUUGCAGAAACACCACAUGGACGUUCUGGAAGAACUGGGCUACAACAGUGAGCCCCCGCUGGGGUCUCUCUCGCCUGCCGUUUCCACUCUGCAGGGAACAAACUGGUUUUGUAAUGGAGAAACGCAGCGGGACUGCGACGAUGACUGCGAGCCCGUUGUCGACCUGAGCGCUGAGCAGUACCAGUACAGCAACGGGAAAAACAAGCACCCUCCCCGGAGUCUGAACCCGGAGUACUGGAAGACGGCUCUGAGCUGUAUCUAUGUCUUCAUUGUGUUCGGCUUCACGUCGUUUGUCAUGGUCAUCGUUCAUGAGCGUGUGCCGGACAUGCAGACGUAUCCACCACUGCCAGACAUAUUCCUAGACAGUGUUCCGAGGAUCCCGUGGGCUUUUGCCAUGACUGAAGUGUGUGGGGUGAUUCUCUGCUACAUCUGGUUGCUUGUCCUCCUCCUCCACAGACACAGGUCUAUCCUUCUGCGUCGAAUGUGCAGCCUCAUGGGUACCGUGUUUCUGUUGCGUUGCAUCACGAUGUUUGUCACCUCCCUGUCUGUACCAGGCCAACACCUACAGUGUUCUGGAAAGGUAUGUAUGUAUGUAUGGGCCAGGGCCCAGCAGGCAACUGCGAUUUGGAGCGGGUUUGGCAUGACGCUAACUGGAGUACAUACCUGCGGGGACUACAUGUUCAGCGGUCACACCGUUGUCCUGACGAUGCUCAACUUCUUUGUCACAGAAUAUACGCCAAGAAGCUGGAACUUCUUACACACCCUGUCGUGGGUGCUGAAUCUCUUUGGAAUCUUCUUCAUUCUGGCCGCUCAUGAACAUUACUCCAUUGACGUGUUCAUCGCCUUCUACAUCACGACAAGACUCUUCUUGUAUUACCACACCUUGGCAAACACGCGGGCCUAUCAGCAGAGGCAGGAACCCCGGAUCUGAUUCGAUGUUUUUAGUUUUUAGAGUGCAAGCGUCAGCAGGACCCUGUGCCUAACUAAUAAUGCAAGUGGCUGGCCCUUUUUGAAGCCGACUCUGCUGAGAAAGUUAAUUGGAUAAAGACAAGCGGGUUUUGUUCUUGCCUUCCUGAAGUUAUUUGUGACUAAUGUGCUGCGGGAAAGGCUGGAGAAAGAAAGAAGCUCCUCUAACCGCUGUGACUGCCCUGGCUCCCCCAGCCUGAGAUGUUUUCCACCAGACUGAGAGAGGCUGUUUGUUUCUUAGUAUGCAGUGGGCACGGUUACUCAUCAUGAGGUCCUGCAAUUAAUACAUUAACGGUUAGGUUGCUGCUAACUCAACUUGUGUGUCGGCCUUCGAAUGUCUUCUCCUGAAGGGGACGGAAUGACUUUGGAUCCAGAUAACCUCAAGUACUACCUAGUUUGGGUUUGUUGUUGUUUCUUUGAGAGGACUAGCUAAUGCAAGUGUCAUAGUUCUGUAGUCGUUGCCGAAGGGAAAGUGUGUUUUGGCGGAGAAGUGGGGGAGGAACUCAGCCUCUUAAGAGAAGGGAGCCAUCCCCCCAGGGCUUGAAGCAGGACGAGAUGUACAUGUUGCAGGAAAGGUGUGUGAAAGAAGCAGUCAACCCCCCCUGCCCCGCUUGAGAAUCACUUAGAUACUGCUACAGUGACACUAAGGUGGGGUUGACUGAUUCAGAGAAAAUGAUUUUAUAAUAUUUUUAUGCCCAGAGGUUUCCUUGUUUACAUUUCAGAAAGUCUGUUAAAAAUAAAUAUUUUGUCUUUUUAACAACGAGGUUGGCUUAGUCUUAGUGCCACAUAAACUCUUCCUUUGGAAGGCAGUAUUAAACACAUACAGUGUGCGUAUGCUUUUAAAAUGCUGCUGCUAGUAGAAUAGAAUUCACCAACCGUCAAUAGAACAGGAGGCACUUUAAAGCGAAGGGUUGGGCAGUAAGUAGCUUUUGGGGGAUGCAGCCCCAGACAUUUAGGUCACAUUUUGUCCUGUCCCCUCCCCCCCCCCUCCUUGGGCUGGAUCCGGCAGGUCUGCUCAGCUAGUGGAGAUUAUUUCCACUGAGGCUUAGUCCAGAGAAAAUAGCCUCUGCUGGCAGAACGAAUCCAUGGGAUCCCGGCCAUUACAAAAGAGUCUCGUUCGUUCUUCCUAGAAAUGACAGAUGUCAGAAUAUAAUUGGCCGGCCUAGACAGGAGGAGCCCACUUUUGAUAAUGACCCACCCAUUUAUUUCUGUAAAGCAGCGAGCGGUGUUUGAUUUUGUCCCCUCCCGGGCCUACUGCCUUGCGUUCUGAUGCUGUCAGCAUUUCUCCCAUCCUAGCUGUCUUCUGAGGUCAGGCUUGGACUGGACAAGGAAGGCAGGAGGAGGAGGAGGAGGAGGCUGCCUCGGAGCAGCGGGAGGACUCAGCUGCUUUCUCCCAUUCAGGCACGACUUGUUCAAAAGCCCUUCCUGUGUUUUGGAGCUGAACGGGUCGGCACAGACGCUUCGCCCUCAGCUGUGUCUGGUAAAUGUGUUCAGGAAAUGCUUUGUUCUUACAAAUAAGCGGCUUGUUUACAGUACAGUAAAUGGAAGUCCCUCAGGUGUUUGGCACAGGUAGUACAUAUUCUUUUCCUUAGAAAGCUCAUCUGCUGGUGGAAAAAGCCAAGCCGGGAGUCCUGGAAUCGCAGCACCCAGCCGUCGAAGCCCGGACUCCCGUUUUUUCAUUCAGAAAUUAACUUUUGCGGAAACUAAUCGGGUUUGCACUUAAUCUCCAAAGCCCUCCACUAACGGCAGUUGUAUGUGGACAUGCUAAAUGCUUGAAAAGAGUUGAAGUGGCACGCUGGUCCAUAUGCAGGUUUUGCCAGCACGUCACAAGCUGUUCAUAUUUUGGGUUAUCUUUUGUUACCCAUCUGAAUGUUCCUUUGUUCAGAACUGCUCUGCCCACACGACUAGGCGCUCUAGUUUUGUGGAAGGGGGGCAUUCUUGUAAUCUCUUGAAGUCCCCGAGGGUUCACCCCUUUAUUUAGAGACUCUGUUUUUCAAAUCCCGUGCAAUGCGAGUUGUCUCUUUGGCACACAAUAGCCAUUCAGCUUUUUUGUACAUUUCCAGUAAUUACAUAGUAUUUUCGGGGAGGGGGGGCUAUAGGGCAUUGUGCUUCCCCCCCAUCCACCCUUUUGUUUAGCUUCUGUCCCUUAUUGCUAAACCAGCCUCAUAGAGUAGACUUUGUUUUCAUCGCUCAGUGUUCCUGCAGGUAAUUUCUAAUGAAGAGCAGCAUCCCUUUCAAGGUCUGUGUUGCAGAAGUUUCCACAAAUGGCAGGUCGUUUAUGUUCCAAUAAUGCUCAAGUUGGACACCAUUCAAAACAUUCAGAGGCUGUCCUGGUGCUGUGGUAUUAACGUGUUCCUGUUUUAGACCUUAGAAAUGAGAUGCAGAGAAGCGGGCGGAUUUUCACGCUUCCACGAAUCUGCGGACCAGGACUGUGCUGUCUAGUCUGGAAUUGUCUUGUUGUGCAGCUUCUAGCAGUACCGAAGUACCACAGCAACGCGGUAUUCAUUGACCGCUCGGUUAUUGUUCGAUGUGCCCCUUUAAGAGAGGAUAACGACUCACUCGGAGUCGUCCUUCACUCUCGCUGUCUGAAGCCCUAGGCGUAUGGGCGUCGAGAUACUUAGUCUUCUCUCAGCGCCUGGGUCGUGUGGAGCCUUUCCUUUCUAGGUGUUGGCUUUUUUGGGUCGCACGGAAGAGCGUUGGGAUUUCUAGCACGCGUCAAUCGGUGCCUGAAGAAAUGGUCUGGCUGUAAACUUAAAUAUACCGCGCCAGCACGGUUUUACAGAGAAGUGGGAUCUCAAGUGCCACGCAUUGUAAAGGCAGUAAAUACGAAUGUCUUAACAGCGUUGCUACUGAUUUGGGAUAAUGUGUCCUUUAAAAGACACUUUGAGAAAAGAGAGACCCGAAAUAGCCCCUGGCACUUCACUGCGUCUUUGCUGGGGGGGGGGGGGGGGGGGGGGGGGGGUCCCCCUUCCAGAGUCCGUCGCAGCCUAAAAAUGUGCAACUCUGUUUAAGGCUGCUGUAUUCUUUUGCCCGAAUGGUUCUUAAUGAACUGCCCCACGAACCACCCAGCUUAAAAAAAUUCCUUUUGCAAAGGAGAAAUUGCUAAAGAGCGCAGGGAUCCCGUUUUACAGUUUGGAGAGACGUCAUGAGGAGUGUCCGGCCAUUCGAGCUGGGAUUGACAACGGGCCCACUCCAGAUCAAGUCCAUCGCACCUUGUGACUAAUGAGCUGGAUCCAGGCAAAGUUUACGGUUUCUGCUGACUAGCCCCUCGUACUGCUGACCCCAACCCCACCGUGUUCCUCAGGGUCCCCUGGACACAGCACUUUGGGCGGGAGCGGGUAAGCGGGAAAGUUUCACAUUCCACAGAGAGAAAAGUUUACUCUGGAUUCAACCCGUUGGUGCUUCGUGGCUCGAAGCGCCAGUUCUCGCUUUGUUGACUCCAUGAGAGCUUUCUUCUGGGCACACGUCCUCUCCUAGUGGUUCUUGGUAUCCUCGGUUCAGAAUACGGCCCCACCUGUAAUCUGAAAUGGGACAACCCUUCUCACUGAGAGCUCAGCCUUAGCUCAGGGGAACUGAUUUCCAAUUCUAAGUGUAGAAUUGCCUCGGAAGUUGCAAUUUGCAUUCCGGGAGGCUGGGGAAAUAAUGCUUUCUAUUUUGUAUUAUGAAAAGGAAAGGGCUUGGAAGACAACACCAGAAGGUUCUAUGGAAACUUCAGAAAAGCUCUGAUUCUUGAAGUAGUAGCACAGAGCUUGAUGUCUUAUUUCAUAAGUGCAACAGAUGUAAGCAAUUCAUGAUCCCCGUCAUGGUGUAGAUGAGCUACUUUACACUACAAGUUCUAAUCAAAAUAGCUAUGGAAUAUUAUUUUAAAUAUCCUCAUAUAUAUUCUGAACCACGUCAUCCUUACAGUACGUGUUGUCUAUUCAGAGAUAAGAUAAACGGCAUAACAGCUCUUCCAAAAAUUUCACAUUCAACCUUCUGUUUUGGGGAGGAAAAAGAUUUGUACUCGAUAAAAGUGAGUAUAUUACAGCAUCGCUUUCGUGUGCAUCUUCAUGUAGUGCUGUUCUGUUUGGAAUAUAUUGGUGUUUGUACAACUGGUAGCAAAGCAGAUGUAAAGCGGGAUAACACAGAUCUGUUCCGUACCUUCUCCUGGUAGUAGAAGUUGUUCUGCUAGCAGAAGAAGUUCUGACAUCAGAGGAACACUCCCAAUUAGCCGAAUGGACCCAUGGAGACCAGCUGAAAGCUUGGUAGAGCUGUAUGUCUUGGAAAUGCCAAAAAAUAAAGGGCUACCUCCUGUGUUUGUCAAGUAGCCGCCUUAUAAAGUCCUCUUUUACCCCCUUGAGCCCAAGUCCACACUAAAUCUGCCUGCCUUUGGAAUCACAGCACCUACCAAGUUGAGAUACCUUGGUCUAGAGCUGAUAUGGAACCAUCUCUGCUUAGAUGAAAGUUAAAUUUCUCCUUGUUAUUCAUGUGUUGGGAGAGGUUUUGUUUGUGUGCUUGUUACUGAGGAUUACAGAAAAUCUGUCAAAUACUGUUUUGUUAAAGACAAUAAUUUUAAUCAUACACCCUCUUCUCAGAGGUCCCAGGUUUGA
Molecule: messenger RNA, 5944 nt
Organism: Sphaerodactylus townsendi
Lineage: Eukaryota; Metazoa; Chordata; Lepidosauria; Squamata; Sphaerodactylidae
Gene: SAMD8
Product: sterile alpha motif domain containing 8
Biological process (GO): ceramide biosynthetic process
Cellular component (GO): Golgi membrane; endoplasmic reticulum membrane
Molecular function (GO): sphingomyelin synthase activity; ceramide cholinephosphotransferase activity; protein binding
Source: RefSeq, a predicted model, not a curated record